CAUCGUUGCCGCUGCUGCCGCUGCUCCUGCUGCUGCUGAGGCUGCAGGCGGAGGCCGGAGGACCGGGCGGCGGCGGCGGCGGCGGCAGCGGCGGCGGCGGGAGCAGGAGGGCAGCGGGACGACCGAGAUAGAGCGGGCGAGCUGAGAGCCGAGCGCCAGGAGCCAGAGCCGCCCGGGCCCCGCCGCCGCCGCUGCCGCCGCUGCACAAAGCCGCGAGCCCGCGCCGGAGCCAUGUCUGCGUCUGCCGGCGGUGGCCACCAGCCUAGCCAGAGCCGCGCCAUCCCCACACGCACCGUGGCUAUCAGCGACGCAGCGCAGCUACCUCAGGACUACUGCACCACGCCCGGGGGGACGCUGUUCUCCACAACACCGGGAGGAACACGAAUCAUUUAUGACCGAAAGUUUCUGUUGGACCGUCGCAAUUCUCCCAUGGCGCAGACCCCACCUUGCCAUCUGCCUAAUAUCCCUGGAGUCACCAGUCCUGGCGCCUUAAUCGAAGACUCCAAAGUAGAAGUGAACAACUUGAACAACCUGAACAAUCAUGACAGGAAGCACGCAGUUGGGGAUGAGGCUCAGUUUGAGAUGGAUAUCUGACCCUGCUGCAGUGUGGAAGGAGGCCGUGUGCACCUGACUGGACCAGUAGGAACACGGUGUACAGAGAAGCUCCAGUCCCCUGCCCCCUCUGGGUGCCAAAUACUGGGAGAUGUGCUCCGUCUGACCACAUCUUCCCGUCUCCUGUCCUCUGCCCAGUUAAGGUUAGCUUGAUGAAUAAGCCCAUGGAUUAAUUAUUCUGUGGAGCUGACUGGUCCGCAGAGGAAAGCAGUCCCUGGAGCUCCUGGUCAUUUCCCAAGAAUCUUCCUGCCCUAUUGAGACUUGCUCCAAGUCUAGGACGGUCUCCAAACAGCACCUCUGCUUUCGGGGUUGGGGGUGAAGGAUCUUUAGUGUCCAUUGCUGUUCCUGGGCUCUCUCUGUCCUUCCCUGCAGCCUACUGCUGCUGCAGUGCUGGCUGUGGGGGAAUGCUUGUCCUCAGCACUGGAGCACAACUCCUGUACCACCUGCACCUCUAGCUGCAUACCUGGGACAUGUGACACCAGCCUCCCUUUUCUCUGGGAGGAAGGCUUCUGUCUUGUCUUGGCUGUAAUAGCUUACCCUCCGCCCCCAUUCCUUUACCUAAUUCAUUGGCACGGGUAUUUUUUUAAGCCCUCCUGAAGGGACCCCUUGGUGACCAGCUGGUCUUUGCCUGUCUGACAUUCUUUCUUACGUGCAUCCUGUAGGCAGAGUCCUCUCUGCCCUGACACACCCCGUGACUUUUGUCUGCUCCCAGAGCAGAAGUGCCAACGCUUUGGCCUCUACUGGUGGGUACAGCCUGGUCACAGUGUCCGACUGAGAAUCUAUCAGUGGCCUCUGAAGAGAACUGAGCCAUGGUGCAGCCAGCCUCGGUGGUCAUGGUUUUAAAACCUGACCUUAGUAGGUUUGGUGUCCUGCAGGUUACUAUACCUUGAGUUUGGAGUUGACUUCCCCAUACAUCUCUCCCCUGCUGUGGGUCUGCUUUGUGCUUGGCUGCCGAGAGAGACUCAUGGGCUGAGACAGUGCAUUCCUCUAGGUCCGCCCUUCCCAUAGUCCGUCUGUCCUUCUCUCCUCGAUCUCUUUCCUUCUGGUUCUCCUACCGGGCCAUUUUCCAAAUCUACAUCAGAGAUGCCUCCCAUGUUGGUAUCUGAUAAUAUCUGUCUCUCCUUAUCAGAAGAGAGACCUUUUAUUUUUAAGAUGACUACAGACCUAUUUUUAGAUAAGUUUUCAGUACAAUUUUGAACUGCGACUUUUUUAACAAAACAUCUUCCAGUAUUGGGAAGGUUAUUUAAAAAAAAAACAAAAAAAACAAAAAAAACCCCCAAUGUUUGUAGGCAAAUCUGCUACUGUCACCGUCCUUUGUCUCCCAUAGCUCCUUCUGAGCGCCUUCCUGUGCCCUCCAGUUUUGGGGGCUAUCUGGAGUAUAGAAUGGGUGUUUUGUGGAACUGGACCGGUCUGCCUUGCCAUGAGCUGUUGAAGAAAACUCCUCUUCCCUCCCCUCUCUUCCUUCUUUCUCGAUCCUCUCCCCUGACCCCCACCCCCCACCCCCAAUCCCACUCUCCUGGUACUGUGUGUCCUCAUGGAGAUCCCAGGAGAGAGGCUUCCAACAGAUAGGCUCAUCCAUUCCUUCUCCUCCUAAAGGAAGACAGUAAAGCAGGGGUGCCCUGGGAGCUUCUGGUUGUAUUGGACGCCUAUACUAAGCCCUCUUAGUAAGAUUUCAGGUCCCCAUUGGCUGGGAAAGAAAGCUGGUUUUGUUUUGAACCGUGGAAAGACCCUCUUUUGUGAAGACUUUAGUUAGGACAAAGAAAGAAAGGACAUCUUCAGACCUUGGUUCUGGUUUCUGCUACACAAUGUGAAUAGCUCAGAGUGCAACCCUCUGUGACGGUCGCUGUCUCAGGAAUAAGCUGGGGGUCUCCAAUGCUUGGGGAUUCUUGGAGUCUCUAAGGUGAUAAUCACAAGAGUUUUAUUUCUCUGUAAAAUGUAUCUGUUGUGUUUUUAAUUAAAUUCCAAAUUUCAUUUCCUAUGGAGUCUUGGAGAAACUUAAGCUGUGCUAUCUAUCAUUGGGCUAAGAAGCUUGUUCAGGACCUCACUCGUACCUGGGAGCUUGAUUCUUCGGGAGCAAGGCUCAUGAGUCUUCACACACUGGCGGUGCCUCCUGUGGACUCUGAAUUCUGCUGAUGUGAGGAGCUUGUGAGAGAAGAGUGUCUGCUUCUCACUGAACGGCUAUCUGCAGCAGAGCGGCCUCCGCCUGGACCACAGCUGGGAAUGGAUCUGAGACGUGGGCGCACAGCAAGGAACUGUUUCCCUUUUCUUGCCAUCUUGGGGAGUCUGCAUGUGCACCUCCUCUUGCCUCAAUCAGUGGACAUUUUUUUUGGAGUGUCACUGCAUGGUGCAGGAGCCUUCCAGCCUUGGGUCUCUCUCUAUCAGGACCCUCACUUCCAGGUCCGAGCCUUGUCCAAAAGCCGCCACUACCCGUUCUUUGACCUCCAUAAGUCAGCAGUGUAAGAUAAUUGCACAAGACAAGAACUAAGCUUCCAAUGAUGGUGUCUUUAUACACUAGCCGUUCUCUAGUAAGCAGAGUCCAUUGGGGGUUCACCUCUGGGAGCAUACAGAGCCUCACAGCUGGAGCCUUACGCCUCCCACCCCCACCCCCUGUGAGUGAGACUGGUGUUGACAUCUUAGUGACAGUCUGUGCCCUUUCUCUGUUGUGGGGACAGCAGCCUCCAUGAGGAAGAGCCUCCCUCCAGCGUCCAGCAGUGCUCUCCCUUGUGAGCUCCUGACCCUCCUGUUCUGCUGAAGUAGGUACUGCCUUCUCUGGGGCAAAGGAGUAGAAAAGCUGGCAGGGUUCUGUCCUGCUUUUAUGGCUUAUCUGUUGCUGUGUAGAAAGUUACCUGCAAUGGUAAGGGUUUUUCUCGGGUGGGGUCAGGAGCUGCUGAGCAUGGAGACUUUAGCAUAGGCUCUAGGGAAGACACAGGUAGGUUGUGAGCAGGGGCUACUCUUGUCUGGAGCUAGAGAAUUCCACUUUUUUGUGGCCAUCGGAAUCCCUUUAUUGGUCAUCCCCCCGCCCCCCAUGGGUCUCUGGGGUAGAUACUGUGUGGGAACACCCUGCUUCCUCCUGAAUGGUUGAUCCCAGAGAAGGAGGUAGAAGAGGAAAGUUGCAGUGCCUUUAAUCGCCACGCCCUAAAAGGAGGAAAACAGGAGAUGAGGGAGGUGGAGGCAGUCACAGCCAGAAGCUAGUGCUCAUUGCUAUCAGAGCAGCCCUCUAGCUGGGACCAAGCAGGAUAGAAGACAGACUUCUACCUGCUUGUUUUAGGGAGAGGUGACAGGAAGUGAAGAUUCCCAGAUCUGCAUCCUCAACUGCCAUCUUCUCAAGAAUGCUUGCUUUGCAAGUCUCUGAGGCAUUCUCUUUAAGCAUUGCUUAUCACUUCCUUUUCCCUUUAGCAGAGAAUUGACUAAAGGAGUUGUGGGCAUUUCUGUGGCGCUACACAAGCCUUCUUAGGGGAGCAGCCUUGUCAGGCAGGUAACAAGAUGUUAGAUAUUAGGCUCCUGAGCUGCAGAACAAGCAGCAGUUCCCUUUCCCUUCUGGUGAUGGUAUCAAAGCCAGGUGCCACGUGAGUUGGUGCAUUGGCCAAGGUCUCCCGCCCAGAAGCAGCUUCUCUCUCUCUCCAUAAGCCAGGAACAUCUGAGAGUGCACAUGACUGGCCUGGCAUGCAGCAUGCAGAGUAGCGUAUUGCCUCCUGGGUGCCUUGUUGGAAGUGUGCUCUUAAGAGAACCUGUAAGAGAAGCUUGAGGUAGCUCACCAGUGCCUAGCACCUCACAGGACAUCUGCUGCCCCCUAGCCGGUCUCGCCAUCCUUAGGUGGAAGCUCUUGGAUUGGUGCACAGUCCUUCAGUAGCGGUUUCUUUCCUGUAGCCAUACUUGCUUUAGCGUGCGUUUGGGGUACUAGUGGAUCGUGGGUUUCUUUCUGAUCUGACGAGGGGCAGGAGAUGGUUUGGGUACUGUCUCCUUGGGCUUCUCAGACUUUCAUGGUUCAGUUGGGUUCCACUGAAAGUCCAGCCAGCCAGCUCGUGUACAAGGCUCUGGUGUUGGCAGCCAUGUAUCAGGGAAAGAACCUUCCCAUCUCCAUCUUGAGCGCUGGCUGCUUGAGGGAGUUGGGCCAUAACCCUUCCCCUCCCCCUAGAAGGAAGGCACCGCUGUCUUCAUGUAGUUCAAGUUCUUUGGUGUGUUUUCUGGACUCUGUGCCCACGGCAGCUAUUUAUUAAUCUGCGAAACUCAAUCACUUCCUUGUCACAGGAAGGUGGGACCUUUCCUGUAGUGGGGGAAACACCAUUUCUUGGGGAAGAAGGUUCUGUCUGAACUUGGAGUAGGGCAUGGUUACCCCCAGCUCCUAGCCUCUCAGCUUUUAGUAAUGGGAAUUGGGGUUCCUGCAGUUGAUUCGGUCCUUCAGUGCUUAGCAGUGUUUCCUGCUCUGGUAAUGGGUUUCGACGUGUGGCUUUUUGGGUCUAGCUCACAGAAACGUGACUGAAGACUAUAAGGAUGACAAUGACAGGUCCUCAUUUUUCAGUUGAUAAAUCAAGAUACCUUCCCCACCCUCUGAAACUAGCUUUCCUUUAGGCAGGUUUAGGAACUUGGUACCUGUUGGCAGUCUUCAGGUGGUCCGCAGUUUCCCCCUGCUUGCUCAGCUCUUCUUGUAGCCCUGGUGGCUAUACUGCGUGCCCAGUAGAAAAAGUCGACAGCGCUGGGAAAUACUAAUGGAUGCAGACUUCUGUUCACGUUGUGAGGUGGGAGGGUGGCAGCGAGAGGCUGAGUGCCUGGUAGACACAUGGUUGUGCUGCUGUUUCCGCAGGGAGCCCCUGCCAGGGCUUCAGACCCAGACUCCAUGAAUCCAGCACAGAAUGCCCACUGUUGCUUCUAUGUCCCACCCUUCCUCCAUUUUAGUCUUUCGAAAACUGCCCAGCCCUGACCUUGGUGUUAUGAUUGGAGAGUGGGACAGUGGGGACACCAGCAGGAGGCAUGGGGAUCACACAGGCUCACAUCAAUGCCUUUGCCCCACUUAAUGGCUGCAGGCCAUCUCCAGUAAUUCUUAAGGUGACUUGAAGAGCCUCCCAGGACACCAAUUCCCUGUUGUCCAUCUUAAGCAUCUUUGUGUUUUCUGAUUACCCUUCCUCGGCUCACUGCUGCAGCCCCAGCCGUGUGGGAUGGGGUUUCAGAGGCUGCCAGCGCUUUCCUUGGCCUCCCCUUUGUUCCUCUGAUGUGCUGUCCCCCCACCUCCUGUCAGUCACUGUCAGCAAUGCCAUCCUAAGACCGUGUGUGAUUCUAUGACCAGUUUGUUUUCACUGUCCUGCCAAACAAGCAGGCAUUUGGAACUAGGAAAAAAUCCUCACCAACGGUUGCUGUUACAGUUUAAUAAAGACCUUGAAUACUGA
This is a messenger RNA of Arvicanthis niloticus (Nile rat), 5993 nucleotides long. RefSeq names its product eukaryotic translation initiation factor 4E binding protein 2 (gene Eif4ebp2). Lineage: Eukaryota; Metazoa; Chordata; Mammalia; Rodentia; Muridae. The record is from RefSeq and is a predicted model, not a curated record. Gene Ontology annotation, molecular function: eukaryotic initiation factor 4E binding. Gene Ontology annotation, biological process: negative regulation of translational initiation. Gene Ontology annotation, cellular component: cytoplasm.